Molecule: messenger RNA, 3003 nt
Organism: Quercus lobata
Lineage: Eukaryota; Viridiplantae; Streptophyta; Magnoliopsida; Fagales; Fagaceae
Product: probable disease resistance protein At4g27220
Exons: 4
Coding region: 1-3003 (1000 amino acids)
Molecular function (GO): ADP binding
Source: RefSeq, a predicted model, not a curated record
AUGGGUGGCUUCGCUCCUGAGGCUUUUCCUCCACCUCCUCCAGUGGCUUCUGAUUCUGCGGCUGAGGAUGAUGAUGAUGUUGAUAACGACGAUGCUUUCGAUGAUGAUGAUGAUGGAGAUGAUAUGGUCAAAGUUUUGGACUUUGAACUUCAGAAUAUGUCUGAGAAAUAUCCCACAACUAUGAUGAUGGAGGCAGUAGCUACACAAGCGAUUGGGAAUGCGGCAACACCAACAAUAAAAUAUGGGCUAGGAUAUUUGAAGCGCAAAUAUGGUUAUGUGAGCAAUCUCAAGGAAAAUUUGGUCAAGCUUGAAAAGGAAAAAAAAUAUCUUUGUGCUAAAGAGGUAGAUGUGACAAAUAGUCUGAAAAAGGAUGAGGAGACAAUGGAGAAGACAGCUGAAUGCACGACUUGGCUUAAUGAUGUGAAAGAAAUGAAAGCUAAACUUGAAGAAUUGAGGAAUAAAGAUCAGAAUACCUGCAGAUGCUUCUGUGGACUUUGUCCAUUUCAUUCUUUGCUAAAGCUUGGCAAAACUGUUGUGAAGUACACUGAGGAGGUAAUUGCUCUAUAUAAUCGACUACCAAUAAAUAUAAUGGUUAAAAGAGAAAAAGCACCACCAAUCCGAGUGAUAAUGAAGCAUCCUGAGAAGAUAGAUGAUGUGCCAUCACUUAAUGAUCAUGUAGAAAAGCUAUUGAAGUGGCUCAAAGAUGACAAUUUCAAGAGAAUUGGCAUAUGGGGACUGCCAGGAGUGGGAAAAACAACAAUAAUGGAAAAUCUAAAUAACAGAGUUGGUGAAACCCAACAGUUUGAUAUUGUCCUUUUUGUAGAUGUUUCAGAAGCGAAGAGCGUGAGAGAGGAGAUACAAGAACGACUUGUGGAGCGGUUACAGCUAGAAGCACCAAGGAUCCGCCAAAAGAUUAAUCUGAAAGACAUUGGCAUUCAUGAUAACCAUGAACAUGGAAAGGUGGUAUUUGCAACUAGAUAUAGAGAUGUUUGCCGUUCAUCAACAGAUGAGGAGAUCAAAAUAACAAGACUAUCCGAGAAUGAUGGCCAGAAUUUGUUCAAGAAAAUAGUAGGGGAUAUCGUAGAUCAACCAGAAAUCAAGCCGAUUGUGAAAAGUAUACUCAGGGAGUGUGGUGGGAUGCCACAAGUGAUCAUGAUAAUAGCAAAAAUGUUGAGAAAUGUGGACAAUCCAGCUUUGUGGCGAAAUGUAUUGCUCCACUUGCGGGUUACAAGCAUGGAUCCCAUGAUAGAAAUGGAAGAAGUUUACAACGCAUUUAAAAUUGUUUAUGACCGGUUAACUAAUAAUUGCAAACCUUGUCUACGGUAUUUGACAGUUUUCCCACCAGACUAUGAAGUUCAUGAAGAUUAUAUGACUGAGUGCUGGAAGGCUGAACAAUUUCUUGCUCAUGCUCAGACGCUUGGGGAAGCUCGUGAUCUAGGCCAAGGUAUAUUGAAUGAAUUGGAGGAUAAAUCUCUAUUGGAAAAGGGCAGAAAAGCAAGGCACUUUAAAAUGCCCGUCUUUCUCCGACACAUGGCUGUUAAGAUCAGGGACCAGGAAGAGAAGGAUUCAAAGUUUUUGGUAGGCGAAGGUGGAGAUAUACUUGAAGGUGAAAAACUGUUGGAGAAAUGGCAAAGUGCACAAAGGGUUUCAUUGAUCCGUCAAAAAUUUACUCUACCUCAGAGACCUGCAUGUAGUAAUACCUUAACAUUGCUACUCCAGAAAAACCCAAACUUGACAGAAAUUCCAGAAUCGUUCUUUGAAUCCAUGUGUAACCUUCGAAUUUUGGAUUUGUGUGAUACACGAAUCAUGUCAAUGCCAACGUCUAUUUCUAACUUGAUAAACCUAAGGCUGUUGUAUCUAAACAAUUGUGGUCACAUAGUGGAGCUGCCUCCUGAGCUAAAACAACUGAAGAGUCUUGAAAUCCUUGAUCUUCGCAACACUGGAAUUCUAAGCUUGCCUAUAGAGAUUGGCCAAUUGACUGGUUUGAAGUGUCUGAGAGUUUCUUUUAAGAAGAAUUGCAGUUGUUCCAAUGGCAUCAACGGCCAGCCACUGCUUAUGAUUCCUUCAAAGGUAAUUGCAAGUCUUUCUUCAUUAGAAGAGCUGAGCAUUGAUGUGGACUUCAAAAACAAAAUUUGGAACCAGAUUGUAGAUACCGUUGCUGGGGAAGUUGCAGAGUUGAAGAAAUUGGCAAGUCUUUGUUUCUACUUUCCAGAACUAACGUGCUUUGAAACUUUCAUUGAAGCUGCUAGGAACAGAAAUUACAUGGAGCAGGAAGAUUAUGGGCUUAGAUUCAGAAUUGUAGUUGGCAAUCACAAUAUAGAUAAUUUUCUUGGAUUUGAUUUUUUUGAAUACAAAAUUGAACGACAUUUGAGAUUUGCUGCUGGAGGAGUCAUUCCUAAUGCAUUUUCAAAUGUACUCAAGCAAGGUUAUGUUUUGGAGCUCAUAGGUCACCAUAGUGCUAAAAACUUAUCAGUAUUAGGAGCAGCUAAUUUGGGAGGGCUGACAGCUUGUACAAUUGAAGAAUGCGAUGAAAUGGAAAGCAUUAUUGGUGGUGAGUCUGGUGACAUAGUAACUGGUGCCUUGCAAGAGCUACACCUCAUCAACCUCCCAAAGCUGGUGUCUAUCUGCGAGGACUCAAAGAAUUCAAGAAACUUCAAUAAAAUUACGACGCUGACACUGAAAGGUUGUCCAGGGCUAAAAAAACUUUUCCCACAAGCAUUGGUCCAGAUGCUUUGUAACUUGAAAGAUUUGCAAGUCGAGGAUUGUUCUGAGAUAGAAGAAAUAAUUGAAGGUGGAAGCAUCGUUGAAAUCAGAGCCCUUCCCAGAUUGAAGAACGUUGUACUCUGCAGACUACCAAGAUUGUUUAGUAUAUGUGAGGGUGUCUCAUUUGAAUGGCCCAGUUUGGAGACUAUGAAGAUCCAGACUUGUCCUGAUCUAAAGCAUUUGCCAUUCAGUGUGGAAAAUGCAAUCCACUUGAGAGUGAUUGAAUGCACGGAAAACUAG